AUGCCAAAUAAAAGCCUUGCAAAUAGUAAGUCAUUGCUUGCGGCAACAAUGGAUAAAUUAUCCGAUCAGUUAAAAGUCAAUAAAUGGGAUGGUCCGACUGUUAGAAAUACAAUUGAUGAUGCAAUCAGGAAGAUUUUUAACGAAAAAUACGAUGCUUGGACAGAGAGGCAUACUUUGGCAGAUGGAAGAUUGAUAAUUUCUACAAUCGCAGUUACUUUCGCUAUCAUUUCUCUAGUGUAUGAUUACAUUGAGCCAUUCCCAAAGUCGAAACCGGUACUGGCAACAUGUUCUAUUACUUAUUUUAUAUUAGUAGGCGUCUUACAACUUUAUCACUGGUACAUUGAAAAAGGAACUUUUUACCAAGGUGUUGAAAUAGAUCCAACUGGUAAAACUCCGAGAAGAUAUUGGAAAUGGUCGUCAUCAAUUAAAAAAUAUGAUGAUAAAUAUACAUUGGAAGCCGAGUAUACGCAAGAAUCACGGACAGGACACAUAAAAGUUCUAAAAUCUAUAGGAACAUUCAUUGAUGAGGAAGGUGUUGUUGUUCUGCCAAUUUUGGAGAAAGAACUCUCGCAUAUUGUUAGCAGCGUUUUAAGAAAAGAUGAGUGA
Thelazia callipaeda (thelaziosis nematode) is the source of this 606-nucleotide messenger RNA. Lineage: Eukaryota; Metazoa; Nematoda; Chromadorea; Rhabditida; Thelaziidae. The record is from the annotation of a GenBank genome assembly.